Messenger RNA from Linepithema humile (Argentine ant), 5175 nucleotides. The record is from RefSeq and is a predicted model, not a curated record. Lineage: Eukaryota; Metazoa; Arthropoda; Insecta; Hymenoptera; Formicidae.
UGUGUAAAUCUCUGCAUGAAUCCUUAUAUAGCAUUGCAGUUUGCGCGACUCGGAAUUUUAGCACCUGACGGAUUCUGCAAACCUUUUACCAACGAUGCAAACGGUUACAUGCGUAGCGAGACAAUCGGAGUCGCAUUUUUACAAAAAGCAAAGGUGGCUAAGAGAAUUUAUGCAACCGUCGUCUAUGCGAAAACUAAUUGUGAUGGAUACAAGGAACAAGGCAUUACUUUCCCGUCGAGCAAAAUGCAGCAAACUUUACUGGAAGAGUUUUACAAUGAAUGCGGUAUUUCACCGACUUGCUUAGGCUACAUGGAGGCUCACGGCACCGGCACUUAUGUUGGCGAUCCAGAAGAAAUCAAUGCACUCGAGCAGGUUUUCUGCAAGAACAGGCAAACUCCUCUAUUAAUCGGCUCUAUCAAAUCAAACUUGGGCCAUUCUGAAGGUGCUAGUAGCAUGUGUCAAAUUGCUAAGGUAAUAAUAAUUAUUAUACGUUCAAUUGGUGAACUCUGCUGCGCAUAUGCGACUGAAUUUACCCUUGAACAAGUGAUUUUAUCUUCGUAUUACAUAGGAUUGGGAUUGAAGGAAACAAAAAUUAACUGCGCGAUGAUGAAUAUCGGUCUCAGUUAUGAGAAUGUGAAGAACAUAUGCCCACCAGAUAUCGAAAUAAUUUACAGCAACAGUCAAAAUACUUGCUCCAUAAGCGGUCUAAAAAAAUCAGUAAAAACAUUUACAAAACAAUUAGAGGCCAAUAAUGUAUUUACUGAGGAAGUCAACUGCUGCGAUAUUCCUCUGCAUACUCGUUAUCUCCUCCCCGCGAGAGCCACGAUUCUGGCUUACUUAAAUCGAAUAAUACCGCAAACAAUGACUCCCAAUCAGAUAUGGCAAAGUUUAUUUGACAACGCAAAAUUGUCCUGCGCUGAAUAUUUCACGAAUAAUUUAACAAGUGCUGUAUCUUUUGAUAAAACCGCGCAAUUGAUUCCCAGAAACGCAGUGAUUCUUGAAAUCGCUCCAGAUGCAAUUCUUCAGAGUGUUAUGAAAGAACUGUUCGACGCAACCAGCAUCAUGUUACUUCAGCGUAAUCACGAAGAUAACGUCAAAGUAUUUUUGCGAGGUCUAGGAAAAAUGUACAACAGUGGCUUGCAACCGCAAUUAGCAAAUCUAUAUCCGACCGUAAAAUUUCCUGUUAGUCGUUCCACGGCGAUGAUCUCGCCGUCAAUCAAAUGGAAUCAUUCCGAGGACUGGUACGUAACAUGUCAUAAAAUGCAGAUGAGACUCUGUAACGGAGAAAGGAUGGUUGAAGUUGCGCUAAAUGAUGAAGAUUACGAAUAUAUGAGCGGUCAUGUGAUUGACGGAAGACAGUUAUUGCCGGCUACUGGAUAUAUCAUGCUAGUUUGGGAAACGAUGGGUUUGUUGAAAAGUCUAUCGUAUUCAGAGAUGCCGAUCGUAUUUGAAAAUGUCAAGUUCAUUCGGGCAACGCAUUUUCCGAAAGAAGGACCCGUGUAUCUAACAAUAAUGGUGCAGAAAGCAACUGGAAAGUUUGAAGUCAUGGAAGGAGAUAAUGCCGUUGUGACUGGCACUGUGCGUGAACCGACAGAUAUUACCAAAGAAAAGUUACCGAGACAAUUUUUAAAUCAAGAGGACGACAAUGAGGAGGAAGUAAUGAACACAAAAGAUAUCUACAAAGAACUCAGAUUACGAGGAUAUCAAUACGCCGGCAUAUUUCGGGGUUUGAAGAGUUCGUCGACUACGGGAAAACAAGGGCACAUAGCUUGGAUGUACAAUUGGGUAACAUUUAUGGAUAAUAUGCUGCAAAUGAAAAUUCUCGGGAUAGACACGAGGAGUCUUCACGUUCCCACGGAAAUACAAAAGUUGGUAAUCGAUACAAAACUUCACAUACAGCAAAUACGGAACGCAGCAGCAAACGAUUAUCAGCUUCCUGUGCGUGUGUACAAAACCUACGACGCGGUAGUAUCCGGCGGUGUGGAAAUUCGCGGAAUCAAAGCUACUUCCAUAAAUCGUCGGAAGCUAGCGGGGGAGCCCGUUCUCGAGGAGUACAGAUUCAUAGCUCAUCGCGACGGAGCCGAGGUUUCAUGGCGGGAAGGCGUGAUGCUGUCGACGCAUCUCGCUCUGGAAUAUCAUCAAGUGAUAAAAGUAAAUAUUAUCGAAUUGAUCGAAGAUGAUGACAAAGUAGAAGCAGAUGAAAUAGCAUCACCAUUGUUUAUCGAUAUCUUGAAUGAUUUACCGUCGCUUCAACCAAACAUUACUCUGGUGACCAGAACCGAUCGCUUCGAUUGCCUUACUCUUCCUUCGAAAAUCACAGUUUCGCAAUCAAAGAAGUUGUCGAAUGACGAUAAUGCGGUAUUAAUCACAGGAUACAAUUUGUUCACGAAGAACAAGAGCAAAACCUUAAAAGAAAUUUUGCCGGUGUUACAAAACAAUGGAUUCUUAUUGACACGAGAACAGUCCUUCACGAAAGACGACAUUGUGACUGCCGAAAAGUACAAUUUAGCAGUAGUACUUGAGAAACGCACGCAGAAAGAGCACAUUAUACUGUUAAAGAAGAGAGAACAGUCGACAAGGAAAACUGAAGUUAUUCACGUAAACAAUUAUGAGUUCUCUUGGUUAGAGCAGCUAAAAUCGAUCUUGAACGCGGAAAUCGAAUCGAGAAACGCUGCAAAAAUAAUUUUGGUCAGCGACAAAGAUUCGGAAUGCGGCUUGUUGGGCCUCGUCAAUUGCUUGAGGAGAGAACCAGGUGGCGAAUCGAUCAGAGGAGUGUUUAUUCAAGACGAAACUGCACCGGAAUUUUCUUUGCACGAGUUAUUAUACGCGGAGCAGCUCCGGAUCGAUCUUAUCAUAAAUGUCUUGCGUCCGGGUAAAACAUGGGGUUCAUAUAGACAUCUUCCGUUAUCGCCGCUGACACCGAAACUCGUGUACCACGCAUUUGUCAAUCAAUUGAUGAGCGGUGAUUUGAGUUCAUUUCGCUGGAUAGAGGGUCCGAUUACACCGGAUUAUAAGGAAAAUAAUCUCGUUCACAUAGCUUACUCGUCUAUCAAUUUCAAAGAUGUAAUGAUAGCAUCCGGCAAACUUACAGAAGAUGGUUUCCAUUCAACUCGUGGACGUCUCGAGGAUUGUAUGGUGGGUAUGGAAUAUGUCGGCGUCAAUAAUACUGGACAGAGAGUGAUGGGAAUUUGGGAAAACAGAUCCAUAUCAAAUAUGUGCACAUCCGCCAAAUACUUAUGCUGGAAUGUUCCUGACGAGUGGAGCAUGGAAGACGCUGCAACGGUUCCGUGCGCUUACGGUACGUGCUGUUACGGAUUAAUCGUCAAGGCAAAUAUGAAAAAGAGAGACACGGUACUUAUCCACUCCGGUACCGGUGCCGUGGGCCAAGCUGCGAUUCAUCUUGCGCAUCACAAAGGUUGCGAGAUAUUCACCACCGUUGGCACUCCGGAAAAGCGAAAGUUUAUCAGAGACACGUUCCCGUUCAUCCCAGAAAAUCACAUUGGAAAUUCGCGCGACAACAGUUUUGAGCAAAUGAUAUUUAAUCAGACCAACGGCCGUGGCGUGGACAUUGUAUUGAACUCGCUCGCCGAAGAGAAACUCCAGACGUCCAUCCGUUGCCUGGCGAAGGGCGGGCGUUUUCUGGAAAUAGGCAAAUACGAUUUUAUGGUCAAUAAUUUGUUGAACCUGUCGAUGCUUUCGAAAGGAAUUUCAUUUUACAGCAUUAUGUUGGAUAAUGUAUACACAGCUCCGGAAAAACUAAAAAAAUGUUUGAACAUGGUAGUGGCCAUAAAUCUUGCGAAUAAAGCUAUUCAACCGAUUGCCAGAAAGAUUUUCAAAAAGGAUGAAGUGGAGGCUGCAUUCAGAUACAUGGCAGCUGGAAAGCAUAUAGGAAAGAUAAUCAUAAAAAUACACGAAAAAGAUGAAUCUAUGAGCGCACCCAUUCUUGCACUUCCACGUUAUUACUGUCUAUCGAACAAAUCGUACAUCAUCUUAGGCGGCUUGGGUGGCUUCGGCUUAGAAUUAGCCGACUGGCUGGUUGUUCGUGGCGCUCAGAAUCUGGUGUUCAUCUCGCGCGUCGGAGGAAACGGAUAUCAGCAGAUGAAGAUCGAUCUGUGGAAAUCUUACGGAGUGAAAGUGCUAAUCAUACCGAACGUCGAUGUAUCGGACGUCAAAGAUUGCGAAUAUAUGCUGAAAUCGGCAGAAAAACUGGCACCGGUGGACGCUAUAUUCAACCUGGCUGUGGUAUUGAAUGAUAAAAUUUGCCGGAAUCAAACUGUAGAGACGUUUCAGGAGCCCUUCAAAGCGAAAGCUUGGGCCACGAAGAACUUGGAUCAUUUGACCAAAAUAUGUCCUCAGCUUCGUCACUUUGUUGUGUUCUCUUCGGUAUCUUGCGGCAGAGGAAAUGCCGGACAGACCAAUUACGGCAUGGCAAAUUCCAUCAUGGAGAGAAUUUGCGAGAGACGAGUGCAAGAGGGUCUGCAUGGACUAGCGGUUCAAUGGGGUGCGGUCGGCGAUGUCGGCCUCGUGGCUGAUAUGCAAGACAACGACAAAGAAAUGGUUAUCGGCGGCACUUUGCAGCAAAAGAUAACUUCCUGCAUCGCGAAACUCGAGGACUUUUUGUUACAAAAACAGCCUAUAGUGGCGAGCAUGGUUGUAGCCGAGAAGCGGUUGAACACUUUUGGCGCAUCCAGUAUUGUCGAAACUGUGGCCAAUAUUAUGAAUCUGAAGGACAUGAGUACCGUGGCUCAUCACAUGCCUUUGUCCGAGCUUGGAAUGGACUCGAUGAUGGCCGUGGAAAUUAAACAGACCUUGGAACGGGAGUAUGAGAUUUUCCUUACCGCGCAGGAUAUUCGCAAUCUCAAUUUCGCUAAGCUCGCCAAAAUGUUCGAGAAAGAUGUGAAGAACGAGGAACUCACCGAGAUAACAGGAAUGAAAUUGCUCAUUCGCAUAUCAGGCGAUGAUCAAUUGAUACCCGAUGUUUGUAUAAAGCUUCCGACGAAAAAAAGCACGACGGAAAGCGAAAUAUUCCUAUUGCCAGGUAUAGAAGGUUGUGCAAACGUCUUUGAUAUGCUAGUGUCAAAAAUCGAAGGUUCAGCAACGUGCCUGCAACAUAACACGUAUAACAUCGGCACAGACUGUACAUCAAUAAAAGACAUCACUAAUAGCCUUUUACAG